Messenger RNA from Tribolium madens (black flour beetle), 1395 nucleotides. RefSeq lists its product as uncharacterized. Bases 121 to 1377 code for a protein of 418 amino acids. Lineage: Eukaryota; Metazoa; Arthropoda; Insecta; Coleoptera; Tenebrionidae. The transcript has 2 exons. The record is from RefSeq and is a predicted model, not a curated record.
UAAAUGUUAACCUAUGGCAGUGAUGAACAGGUAUAUGUCCUUGUUAUAAGGAUGUUUAGAAGGGUGGGGACAAUGCCUUAUAAAUAAAAUUAAUGACUAUCGUAGCAAUUCAUAAUUAAAAUGAAGCUUUCAGUGCUAAUUUCAGUACUUGCACCUCUAGUCGCAUGCGACGUGAGUCACCUCGGGUACCAAUACAACGUCCCAGCGACCAGCUACGACGUACCCUUUGGGUCCAUUGGUAAUUUACACCAUGACCGGCAGUACUACCACGUUAACAAACUUGGGACAACCCCUGCCUCAAUCCUGCAAACCCCCAUCCACGAGUUCACCCCCUUCACAGGGGGAGAAACGUACCAUUCGUUCAUAAACCAACGAGGGCCGGUUUUGGACUCCUUUAACAACGUAGUCCCAACUGUUAGUUCCACCCCAGGCCCGGUUUUGGACUCAUUUAACAACGUAGUCCCAACCCCAGGCCCGGUUUUGGACUCAUUUAACAACGUAGUCCCAACUGUUAGUUCAACUCCAGGCCCGGUUUUGGACUCACGAGGCCAAACUUCGGACGUGGAAGUCCAAAAACACUUAUACUUCUUCUCCGCUCCUGAAGAACCCGAAGAAGUCAAACCGAGGAUUAUUGUCCCCCCUGCCCCCGCUAAGAAAAAUGUCAAAGUCUUGUUUAUCAAAGCGCCGACUUUCCGUACUUCCCCUGUUGAAAUUCCAGUGUUGCCACAGAAUGAAGAUAAGACUUUGGUCUACGUUUUGGUGAAGAAACCGGAAGAAGGAACGAUUAUUCUUCCCACUCAACCGCCUACUAAACCUACCAAACCUGAAGUGUAUUUUAUCAAAUAUAAGACACAGAAGGAGGCCGAAGAGGCCAUUUCGCAUGUGCAGAGUGGUGGAGGAGGUGAUGUUUCUCUUAGUGCUAAUUCAGUUGAUGAUCAUAAUUUUCUCAGUGGGAUUCAGGAGAGUGAUUUGAGUCAGAAAUUGGGGCCUGAUGUUGGGUUUAACCAACAGCAAGGUUUUGGGGGCUUUGUGGGGCCUAAAAUAGAUUCCUUUUCGACGACUUUGAGUCCCUUGGGGGUUGUCUCGACGACGCCUUCGACCAUUGGGGUGCAUCAAGGCUUUGGGGGCUUUGGGAGCUUUGCGGGGCCCAAAAUUGAUUCCUUUUCGACGACUUUGAGUCCUUUGGGGGUUGUCUCGACGACGCCUUCGACCAUUGGGGUGCAUCAAGGCUUUGGGAGCUUUGCGGGGCCCAAAAUUGAUUCCUUUUCGACGACUUUGAGUCCUUUGGGGGUUGUCUCGACGACCCCUGCGACGAUUUUGCAAGGGGGUGGGAUUCAUCAGGUUUAUGGGCCUCCGCAGAAACGGUCUUAUCAUUGAAUAAAUAAAUUUUGUGAU